CUCCCCGCCCGCGACCUCAAAAAGGCAUAUUUAUUUACCUUGAAUUCUAUUGCCAUCCACAAAUAAUUAGUUCCAAUUGAAAGAGGAUAAGAAACAUUUCAUAGCGUUAGGUUACCUUGUAUGGUUGGUACUCCUGCUAUCCACAAUCCAAUGGAACAAAAGUGAAUUGUAGACUUUGAUCCCAAAAGAGUCGAAAGCAUCGAAUGACGUGACUAAUUUGAAGUAAGCUACCACUGCUGAGUCUAAAGAAAGAUGGAAGGAAUUGUCGUGGUCUUCCUGGUUGCUUCGGCUCUCUCUGUAAACGUUGAAGCGGUAGACAAAGAACUAGACCCUGUUUUUUGCAGCCCCCGCCCCAGCCUCGUUCCAGUGGAUCACCCCUAUUACAAUUACUGGCCGUUCUUUGUUCAACUGAACCGUUGCGGGGGAUCUUGCUCAACGGCGAGCCCGCGAAUCCAGCGGUGUCAAGCGGCACAGUGGUCAAAGAUCUCGCAUACUGUUUUUAACUUCGCGACUGGCAAAACAAAGGUCUUACUAAUGACCAAUCACACGAGCUGUAACUGCUCUUGUGCCCAGACUCCAGAUAGUUGCACGGCUGAUUUGGAGAAAUGGGACCCAGACUCAUGUAGCUGUGCCUGUUUGAACCCAAAAGACAAAACUUAUCCUUGCCCAGAGGGAUUCAGAUGGAGUCAAUCGUUAUGUAGGUGCAUAUGCGACCGCGCACCGGAAGUCUGUUCACAUGAAAAGGAAUGGAACGUGGAAGCUUGUCAGUGCAUAUGCAAGGAAGAGAUCGCGCGAAUCUGCAACGAGCAGCAGAAGCUAUUGAACCCCAACACUUGUACUUGCUAUCAAGACGGGCCUGUGCUCGGCAGGCGGGAAAAGAAAAGUAUAUCGCGAGAUGUGUUGGUCGGGUCUUUGUUUGCGGAGCUCAUCUUGCUGUUGCUCUUAUUCGAUGCGUUCCUGUUUUGGAAGUGGCGUUACGGACUCGCCGCCUUUCUCUACAACAAGUGCUGCGCUACCAAACAGCAAGAAAGCAUAGAAGAGGGAGUCAAUGUCCCAUUGAACUGCGAAGCAGUGAUUGAAGAAAGCACAUGCAAGGAGGACGCGGAAACUGGAGAAAAACCUACCGAAGAGAAGUGCUGAUGUGUGUGUACGAGCGUGACUUAACGUGAGCUUCGUGUCACGCAACAAGAACAGUAAUGCGUGACAGGCAAAUGGUCUCCAUACGCGCGCGGUAGAAAAAAUAUUAUUUAAGGUAACAAAACUGACUCCAAAGCAUUGCCACGCAAACACUACUUUCACUAUUCACGUGACAUAAAUUACACAAGUAUUUAUUUCCGUUUCCGGAACUGGAGAAAAGUCACGCAUCAAAAAAUUAGUAUUGUAAUUGUGUAUUUAACAUUUUACAUUCAAGCACAUUAAGGACAUGUUUUAGCCUAUUUGUUUAUUUUUUUAUGACACGCCUUUAUUUAGUUUAUAGGUAGAUAAAAAAAAUAUUCAGCAAUUCAAUAACAAGUUUUCAAAUCGAGGUUUUGUUGUUGAACGUUUUUCGAACGUGAUAAGCCAUCAAGAGAGAACCCAGAAGGAGGGCCCUCGAAUGGUCUUUGGCGAGCACUUGCGAUGUUGCGAGCACCCCGUUUUUUAUCUGUUUAUGCGAGACCGAGCAUUUUUAAUUGUUGGAAUAAAUCGAGCAGCGAGCACAUCGAAAAAAAAAAAAACAAUGCGAGCACGGCGGAAAAAAUUGCGUGAGCAUGUGAGCAUUAGCCGAAAACUGCGAGCACAUCGAAAUUUCGGGGGACCAUUCGGGGGGGGCCCUAGUAGGGAAUAGGGAGGCACACGAGGGAGGGGUGGUGGUUAAAUGUUAUCUGGAAAUGCUGAAUUUGAUUGGUGUCUCGUGUGAUUUGAUUUCUCAAACUAUAUCAAACAGUUUUGCGGAUUCUUGUAAUCCGUCAAUUAUCUAUCUAUUCAUUUUGUUUUAUAAAUCAAGCAGAGCUUUAGUGACCCGGCGCCCCUCGUUCGAGGAUAUAAGGGGAGAGUAGUUUUUGUGAUAUCAUAGUAGGUGCUAAAUAUAGCUCCUAUAAAAGUGUGCUUAUAAAACACCGUUCCUCUACU
Nematostella vectensis (starlet sea anemone) is the source of this 2109-nucleotide messenger RNA. RefSeq names its product balbiani ring protein 3. The record is from RefSeq and is a predicted model, not a curated record. Gene Ontology annotation, molecular function: growth factor activity; growth factor receptor binding. Bases 253 to 1140 code for a protein of 295 amino acids. Gene Ontology annotation, cellular component: membrane. Gene Ontology annotation, biological process: positive regulation of cell population proliferation; positive regulation of protein autophosphorylation. Lineage: Eukaryota; Metazoa; Cnidaria; Anthozoa; Actiniaria; Edwardsiidae. The transcript has 8 exons.